Molecule: messenger RNA, 394 nt
Organism: Meloidogyne enterolobii
Lineage: Eukaryota; Metazoa; Nematoda; Chromadorea; Rhabditida; Meloidogynidae
Source: the annotation of a GenBank genome assembly
GCCAUUCUUUUGUUCAUGGAAAAAUUGUCAAAAACGAUUUGCAAAUAAAUUUUUACUUAAAAAACAUCAUUUUAUUCAAUCUGGAUUGAAACCACACAUUUGCCAAUUUUGUAAGAAACCUUUCAACCGAAAAGACAAUUUAUUACGGCAUAAAAAGACCCAUUUACAAAACGGAAUGAGCUCAUCAGAAGGAAUUAAACGAAGACAUAAUAUGCUUAGAGGAAUAACAGAACAAAUGGCUAUUGAAUUACAACUUUUGCCGCUUAACAGUCGGGAAGGUAGACAAAGAGGAAUUAAUAAUGAUAAUAGAAGGGCUAAAAUGGGAGGGGGAGGAACACAAAGAAUAGCUAGUAGUUCGAGUUGUAGUGAUGAAUGUGGAGGAAAUAUUAAUUAA